UUACUAAAUGCUGGACUUGAUACUGCACAAAAGCUUGACAACGUUAAAGCAACCAAUAUAUUUAGGUUACGUUUUGCUGUAGUUAACGCCUGCAACCAGGUUUUCACUACCAGUUAACGUUAACUAAAGUAGGUUUCAUUUUUACGGGGAAAGCUGGCUAAUAUGAGUUAUUAGCACCGUAUACGUUAGUAUAGUUAGCACUAAACAGCCAGCUUUCGGCCCCUGGCACUGCUAAUGGUGUCAUGUUUUCCAACUCAAAUUACUUAACGUUAACGUCAACUGAGACACAGUAACGUUAUGCAUAUUAGUUAAGUUGGGCCUUUAACUAGAAACGUUUUAGUGUCACAAGAAUGACAUAACGUUAAGUUCUUAACAACCCUGCUCUUCUACCAUUGUUGGGUAUGGUUGGAGAUUAGGGGCUGGGUGGUUACGGUGCAUCGGGUGAGGGAGCUCUGGUUGUCCAGGGUGCGACGCAUUACCUGGUUGAGUUAGCAGACAAGCUAACGUUAGUGCAUUAGCAUAUGAGGGUUGACCUAGGGGGCAUAUUGUUAGGUUGUGAGGGGUACGGGACCAACGUUAUGUGGUUUAGGAUUUACAGGCCAGGUGGUUAGCCUCGCCCAAAGUACACUGCGGUGUCUUAUGUUAGCUUUUCUGCUAACCGAACAAAACCAGCUAAGUUGCGUCGCAUUAGCAUGUGCGUUGGUUAGGUUCGCACAUCACACGUUCGCAUGAGUGAAAUCAAGGAGCAGCUCCGUUGUCUCUGCACGUUCAAAUACGUAUCUUUCUCAUGGCCAUAGACACGUUAACUAAAAGGGAACAUUAAUAGCUGUGCGAAGUUAACAGCAUUGUUGUUGGACGUGAAUCGGUCGCCUAACAGAAAGGCUGCGGACUCAACUGGGCCUUCAACAAGGACCCCAAAAAAAACAGUGGCGGGAGACCGUCCAAACAGAACCAUGAUUAUAACUCCUUCAUGUUAUGAACGUUACUUGACCUUUAAUACAACAGUAUAUAAAUAAUACCAAGGAAUGGAUUGUAAAUCGAGUAACAAGGCAAACAAGAAACUUAUCCAAGCUCGUCUCCCAUUUAAGCGCAUGAACCCUGAACCUAAAGACAACCUGCAACCUAAACGUGCUUGUGCACACGCCUGCCCCAAGGCAGGAGUCCCAGACGGAGAUGAUGAGUCUGCUGCUCUCCCUGUUCAAAGUGGACCACCUUUGGUUAACGGUCGUGGGCCCCUUGAUGGCUUCCUGUGCCGUAGGCGAUCCGCAGCCUCAGAUGAGAAUACGGUUAUAGAUUUGACCGAGGACAGCACCUCAUCUCCCCUUAAGUGCCUUACCCCUCUCGCUUCUGCUGCUUCUCCCUGCCUUGAAGACGAGCAUCAGGGCAAAGACAAAACCACAUCCUAUGGAAAACCUUUUAGUGUGGAUCACUUUCCUAAAACACACACUUUACACGGCACGGUAGACAGCGAAGAUGAGGAGGAGGAGGAGGAGGAGGAGGAGGAAGAAGAAGGUGAUGAUACUGGUAAUCAGACCGCAUUUAAUUCUCAGCUUGACUCAACACAUGAUUCUGAAAGUGGGCCAGAGGAGCCGGACGUGUCAGGAAACCGGUCAAUGCUGUCUGCUUCAUCGGUCAGCUCCACAUCUGAAGGCUCACCAGAGAAGUCUCAGACCGAUGACCUCACUUCCACUAGUACACCCACACAGCCAAAUACAACUUCCAAGACUUCAUCUGAUCCGAAGAACCCGAGAAGACGCUCGUCGAAGAGUGAACAAGAGGAGAAAGUUCGUCUGCAACAGGAGAAGGAACGGCAGAAGGAAGAAACUAAAGCUGCAAAGAUGAAAAUAAAGGAAGAGGCUCGCCGGCUAAAAGAUGAACAAGAAAAGGAAAAACGAGAGAAAAAAGAGCGAGAGAAGCGAGAGAAAAAGGAGAAAGAAGAGAAGGAAAAGGCAGACAAGUUGAAAAUGAAAGAGGAGUUGCGGAAAUCAAAGUUAGAGGCGAAGUUAGAAGAAAAACGGAAGAAAGAAGAAGAGAAACAAAUGAAGGAAGAGGAGAAACGGUUGAAAGAAGAAAAGGAUCGCUUGAAAGCUGAGAAAGCAGAAAUUACUCGUUUUCUUCAGAAACCCAAGAUCCAACAGCCUCCAAAGACGCUUGCAGCUGCGUGUGGGAAGUUUGCUCCAUUUGAGAUAAAGGAGCACAUGGCUCUUGCUCCACUAUGCCGGGUUCAUUGUGAGGACUCCGCUCUGGAGGAGCUGGACCGGUGCUUGUUGAACCCUGCUGAUAACUUGAAUGGACUGAAAGACUGGAUCGGUCCAAUACCCCGACGCUCAGGACCCACCAACCCGAGACCAAGAGACCCGCUCUGUAAGUGUACAACAGCAGAAGGACCCAAAGCAGAUGUUCCAGAUCGUAAACGUUGUGGAGCCAUGAAGCUGCUGCAGUUCCAUGCAAACUACCGUCCAGCCUACUGGGGCACCUGGAGUAAGAAGAGUUCUCACAUCUCCGCUCGCUGCCCCUUCAAACAGGACAAGAAACUGCUCGACUAUGAGGUGGAGAGUGAUGAAGAAUGGGAGGAAGAAGAACCAGGAGAAUCCCUGUCACAUAGUGAAGGGGAAGACGAGGAGGAAGGAGGUGAAGAUGAUGACGAUGAUGAUGGCUUCUUUGUUCCUCAUGGAUACCUCUCAGACGAUGAAGGGGCUCCAGAAGAAGAGGAGGGCGGUGACUUGGAGAAGCAGAAACUACGACAAAAAGUGAAAGCAAGGGAGUGGGACGAGCUGAUGUGCAACAAGAAGAGGAUGAAGGUGCUGGAGCCAGUCGUGAGGGGCUGCGUCUGGGAGGAAGAAGGUCCUGCUUUGCAGCUCUUCCAGCUUUAUGCUUUGUGUCUGGUCCAUCCUUUACCCAAAGUAGAAACCAGCCCGAGUCCAGAGGCGUCCACACAGAAGCGUCAGAGGGAAGCGCAACUACUCACUCAGCUGCUUCCUCUUCUGCACGGCAACCUGAACAGCAGCAAAGUGAUCAUCACUGAGUUUCAGGAGUUCUGUCGUCAGCAGAGCUCCUCCUCCUCGCCCCCUGAACUGUUGAGUCCUCAGAGCCAAGCAGAGAACAUCCCCACCAGAAUACAAGUGAAGCGUCUCAUCAAGAGCAAUGCUGUUUAUGAGAAGCGCUCCACCUACCGGCGCUGCUGCUGGUACGUACACGCUGCGGUUCUGACCCGCUGUGACCAGGAGGCCCUUCCUGUUCCCUGCCAAUGGACCUACCUCACCACCGGAGCUCGAGAAGAGUCCCGGGAAGAACCGCAGGCUGCCACGGGCUCCCAGGGGAGCUCACCCACCACCCCUCAGACGUCCUUGUCCUCCAACAAGAGGAAGAGCUCGGGCAGCAUGUCCAUAACAAAGUUCAUGAAGAAAUGCUCCGACCCAGAGCAGACGGAAACAAUGGAGGUAGACGGAUUCCAAGCAGAUACCGAGGAAGACGACGAGGAAGACUGUGUGAUCAUCGCCACUCACAGCGACUCCACCACAAAGACCUCCACCGGCGACGGAGCGGGACCGAUGGAGGUCUCCUCCUCUGACAUGGCGACACUUCCUGCUUCGGGAAUCUCAACGGCCUGAGGGCUCGUCGGAUCAGCUGAUUCCUCGGAGUGUUCUGACUUUGUCCUUGACAGAAUCUUCAAGCAGCAUCACCUCACAGCAGGUGACUUCUGCUCUGCAUCCAGUUCUUCUUUGGUUUCCUUGUCUAAAUGAUUUGCAGUCAUGUGGCUUGUGACAUGUAGUUAAAUCAGGAAGGUGUGAUAUAAUAAUUAAGGGACGUUUGGUUUUAAGUUUAAGGGUCUGAUUUCUGUGCUGAGAAACCUCGUUAGCGUCUCUGGAAUCAGCUUUGGCUCUUUUAGUUGAUCAAAGGGAGAAAGAACGGAGUUCUCCAAAUAUUCAUUAGAAGCAUUCAAGAGAACCGCUUCAACAGUUCAGAACAACAUUAUUUACAGUCCUUGAACUGUUGAUCUAUGACAGAAUUGGGCAUCUAUUCUAAAUGUGUCUUUGUAUGUAUAUAGUACAAGCAGAAUAAGUCGGGUAGUGAGGCUGAAAGUUCUUCUGUACAUUUACAAAAAGUGAAUUUAUUCUGCUGUUUCUGACUGCGGACUCACUGACUAGAUUUUAGAUCUCUGCUUGAAAAGUUAGCUCCAGUCACAUUGUUUCAUAAAUAUGUAUUUUUUUCAAGAAUACUUGAACAGGAUAAAUUCAUUAAACAUGAAUAAAAGUACUGCACUUUUAUAUAUUCCAA
This is a messenger RNA of Gasterosteus aculeatus aculeatus (three-spined stickleback), 4278 nucleotides long. It is a transcript of the gene chaf1a, whose product is annotated as chromatin assembly factor 1, subunit A (p150). The record is from RefSeq and is a predicted model, not a curated record. Gene Ontology annotation, cellular component: nucleus; CAF-1 complex. Gene Ontology annotation, biological process: nucleosome assembly. Lineage: Eukaryota; Metazoa; Chordata; Actinopteri; Perciformes; Gasterosteidae.